CUAAGCACGCCGUCAGUUUUGCCUGUACUAAAUCUGCCGGUUAAUCUGUACGACACCUCCAGCAGUGUAUAGUCGCCUAGUAGUCUCUGCUCUGUUUAUCCGAAAGUUUAUCCUAUUUUGUCGGGUUUGACCGUCUUAUCAGAAUGGAUUAUCCGAUUUUCUGUUUAUUAUUUGCACUUUGCUUGGGAUACGUUCAAUCUUACGGUCAAAAUUUUUAUUACGAAAAUCAUAAGUAUUGUGAUGACAUGAGUCCAUAUUUUGGUGAUAUUGAUUUAGAUACAAUUUCUGGAGUUUGGUAUGGUGUGGAAAAAAUCCCUCACGCUUCUAAGGGUGAAUAUAGAAUAGAGCACACCAAUGAGUGUUUUCACAUCGAAAUUAAGGAAAUUCAUGUCCAGCCGACUCCACCAACGCCGUAUCCACCUCUUACGAAUUACCCUUACGUGGAUCGAGCUUAUGGAUAUCCGGAACAAUUUAGGAUAAGGCACUUCGUGUUGGAAUGGCACGAAGGAAUUUGGCAAGAAGACUAUCAUGUUAGAGUCAACACGUCACACAAGGGAUUCUGGCCUACUGACGUACCAGAUAGAUCCGUCGACAGAAAUUAUCGCUUCUUUGGUGGCGUUAUCCAAGUACUGAAGGUGGCACAUAAUCAUCUGGUACUCAACUUCUGCAUGAGACUGCCCAGUUCUCAACUUUAUAGCGUCGUGCUGUCCAGAAAUGAAAACCAACUUACACCUGAAGAUCUGUCAAGCAUCCACAGAAUCUUUUCUAUGAAGAAUCUAUCAACAUCGGCAUUGAAGCGUGUGUGCGAAAACUCCGCGUCUAGCUUUAGUAUAUCAAGUGCUAUUGCACUCACGGUUUCUUUAUUACUUCUUUGGAGAUCUCACUAGUAUUUAAUUCUUUAUAAUAACUACGAACUGAAUACUAGUUAGAACUGUAUACUACGUUUAUUGUGUUUGUACGAUUUAUUGUAUAUUUAUUAUUAAUAAAAUUAUUUUUCUAACAU
Pararge aegeria (speckled wood butterfly) is the source of this 1003-nucleotide messenger RNA. RefSeq lists its product as uncharacterized. NCBI's taxonomy places the organism in Eukaryota, Metazoa, Arthropoda, Insecta, Lepidoptera, Nymphalidae. The transcript is spliced from 3 exons. The record is from RefSeq and is a predicted model, not a curated record. The coding region runs from base 144 to 887 and encodes 247 amino acids.